This is a messenger RNA of Triplophysa rosa, 6071 nucleotides long. It is a transcript of the gene rb1cc1, whose product is annotated as RB1-inducible coiled-coil 1. Gene Ontology annotation, cellular component: phagophore assembly site membrane; extrinsic component of membrane; Atg1/ULK1 kinase complex. The record is from RefSeq and is a predicted model, not a curated record. Gene Ontology annotation, molecular function: protein kinase binding; molecular adaptor activity. The transcript has 23 exons. Gene Ontology annotation, biological process: piecemeal microautophagy of the nucleus; autophagy of mitochondrion; glycophagy. The coding region runs from base 379 to 5208 and encodes 1609 amino acids. NCBI's taxonomy places the organism in Eukaryota, Metazoa, Chordata, Actinopteri, Cypriniformes, Nemacheilidae.
GCAGUGACGACAAUAACAAAACACAGCAGAAGAAGCGUUAGCGAGACCCAGCGACACAAAAACUCGAUGACAGAACUCAUAUCUCAUUACCAACCAUUCUAAACGAUAUUUAAUAAAAGAUAUACUACGUGUGAGUUGAUUCUGGAUGGAUUUGUGCGUUUUAGGGGAUUUUAAAACAAAGGCCUCUGUUCGGAGUGAUGAGCAUUAGCCUGUUAGCACGACGGCUUCAACCUCUAGCUGACAGAAACCGUCACAUUUCAGCCAAAAACAACCAAAUAUUUCGCUUUUAUGCCCAGAAUGGACUGAAGAACGCUCAGACAGCUAUAAUUGACUAGAUGAACAACUCAAGCUGGAGUCAAACUCAGCGGAGAAUUCAACAUGAAGUUGUAUGUGUUUCAAGUCAACAAUGGAAGCACAUUAACAUUUGACACUGAACUUGCCGUCCAAACUGUUUUGGACCUUAAACAUGCCAUUCAGGCCAAAUAUAAGAUUGCGAUCCAGCACCAGGUGCUGGUGGUCAAUGGAGGUGAAUGUAUGGUGGCAGAGAGGCGCGUGUGCAGCUACAGCGCUGGGACGGAGACCAACCCAAUUUUCUUGUUCAACAAAGAGAUGAUCCUGUGCGACCGAGCUCCAACCAUCCCAAAAACAACCUUCUCCAUAGAGAAUGAGAUGGAGCUGAAGGUGGAGGAGUCGCUCAUGAUGCCCGCUGUCUUUCACACAGUCGCCUCCCGUACACAGCUGGCUUUGGAAAUGCAAGAGGUUGCCAAGAAGCUUUGCUCCUUUUGUGAGCGACUGGUCCAUGACGAGCACCUUCAGCAUCAGGGAUGGGCGGCCAUCAUGGCUAACCUGGAUGACUGCACCCUGUCCUACCAGAAACUGCUUCUAAAGUUCGACACUGCAUAUACAAAUUACCAACAGGACUUUGAGGACAUCAAAUUAAAACUCACCAAACUCGGCACUGCUGUCUCAGUCAUGGCCAAGAUUCCUCUCCUUGAUUGUUUGACUCAGCCCAGCUACAGAGAAAGCUUGGAGAAAUCCAGCACCCCGAAUCCGAGAACCACAGACGAAGAAGAUGGAGAAACGUCCACCCGGUCCGCUAUACUUUGCCCUGGCGACGGGCAGAAGAAUGGAAAACCACUCUCUGCAUCAGGAGAGAUGUCGUCCCAGGCGUCAUCGUCUCCUCAAGACAGAUUAAAGAGCAGCCUGAUAGCAGCACAACAGGAAGAGGAGGAGUCUCCGGAAAGGGGAGCCACGCCCUUUGUCAAUGUCACGCUGUUGGAUUGGAUCAACGUGCAGGACAGACCCAAUGAUGUUGAGUCGGUAGUUAGAAAAUGUUUUGACUCGAUCAACAGGCUUGAUUCACGAAUUAUCCAGCCGUUUCUAUCUGAAUGCCGUGAGACCAUUACCAAACUGGAUAAUCAGAACAUGAAGGCCAUCAAAGGUCUGGAGGACAGAUUGUAUGCACUUGACCAAAUGAUAGCAAGUUGUAAUAAGUUGGUCAACGAGCAGAAGGAACUUGCUCAGGGAUUUCAUGCCAAUCAGAAGAGGGCAGAAAACCUGAAGGACACCUCAGUUCUGCCCGAUCUGUGUCUGAGUCACGCCAACCAGCUGAUGAUCAUGUUGACCAAUCACAGGAAGCUGUUAGACAUCAAGCAGAAGUGUACCACUGCCAAACAGGAGCUCGCCAACAACCUUCAAGUUCGUCUCAAAUGGUGCUGCUACGUGAUGCUUCACGCCGAUCAGGACGGAGAGAAGCUUCAGGCUCUUCUGAGGCUUCUGACGGAGCUGCUGGAGCGAGUGAGGGUGGUGGAGGCCCUCAGUACCGUUCCUCAGAUGUACUGUCUCGCUGUGGUGGAGGUGGUCAGGCGCAAAAUGUUCAUAGGACACUACAGACAGUGGGCGAAUGCUCUUGUCAAAGACGGAAAAAACCUCUAUGAGGCAGAAAAGGCAAAAAGGGAAACCUUCGGAAAGCUUUUCAGGAAAUCCUUUCUUAGAAAUCGGUUGUUUCGUGGGUUAGAUUCAUGGCCAUCCUCUUCAUUUUGUACCCGAAAGCCUCGAAAGUUUGACUUUGAGCUUCCAGACAUUUCCCUGAGUGACCUGCAGUAUCUCAAGUCCUGUUGUCCUUCCGAAGUUCAGCCUUACCUCAGGGUCCCAACACUGUGUGACUUUAAGCCGCUGAACCACCAUGUGGAGGUUCUCCAUCAGCUGGUUCAGGCCGCUCAGAGUGUGGAUGAGAUGUCACGAACUAUCACAGAUCUACUCAAUGAACAAAAGGUGUCCUGGAGCCAGAAUGCUCAAAGAUCAAAUGUGUUAACACCCAGAUCUGAAAGCACAGCUCAAACCACCUCUACCUCCACCAAAACAUUGACCACUCUGAGUCUAAAAGCACCAGACUGCCAGCCCCUGUCUCUUCCCGCUCCAUUGGAGGAUCUAUCACCAGACAGCAUAGAUGCACAGACCUUUGAUUUUGAAACCAUCGGGCACCCCAACAUGGAUCCUGUAUUACAUCAAGGCUCUUUGGACUUGGACUCAUUGGCAGAAAGUCCAGAGUCAGAUUUCAUGUCGGCGGUCAAUGAAUUUGUUAUAGAGGAGAAUUUGAUGUCACCUAAUCCUAUCAGUGAUCCCACAAGCCCCGAGAUGAUGGUGGAAUCUCUUUAUUCUUCCGUCAUAAAUGCAAUCGACAGCAAGCGUAUCCAAGACACUACAACGCUCGAGAAGGAAAACUCAAAGAUCGCAGCGCUCAAGCUGUCCGCGGACAGGUACCAGUCCGCUGCGGAAGAGUCCCAAAACAAUCUGAGGAAAGUCAAAGAAGAUCUGUACCACUUUCGAGGUCUUGUUUUGAAGGAACAGCGAGACUUCGGAUUUUCCCUAAAAACAACGACCAUCGAGGUCCGGAAUAUUCUCAACAGCAUCAGAUACCGUCAUGAGGAGGAGCUAAGAGAAACGCAACAAGCCAAUCUCCAAAGUCUGAAGGACGAUCAUGAGAAACAGUUGCUAACUCUCACGGAAGAGCUGGAGUGCAAUCGAAAAAUCGUCAGAGACGUCCAGAGAGCAAUGCUGGAACUCGAGGGACUUGUGGAGCGCAAGGAGAAGGAAAUAUCCCAGCUGGAGAGCGAGAGGGAACGGUCCGUGCAAGAGCUGCAGAACCUUCACAAACGAACCGUGCGAGACCUUGAGGAGAAGAUCGUAAAGCAAAGCGAAGAGCUGAAGGCUGUGUUGUUGUCGAAAGAUGAACUUGCUGGGCAACUGGAGAACCUUCAUAUCGAGAUUGAGCGAGGCCAACAGAGAAUCAAACAGGAGAUGGAAAACGCCGAGAAGAUCCGCCUUCAAGAGCUGGAGGAUCAGUUGAACCAACAACACGUAGCGGAGCUGGAAUCUGUCCGACGGGACAAACAAAGUGCCCUUGACGUCCUUGCCCAGGAGAACCUUGUAAAGCUAAAAGAGCUGAUGGAUUCUCACUCGGCCAAACUCAAGGAAUGUGAGGGACGCUUGAAAGAUCUAGAGGCCCGUGUCGCGGAACUUGGAGAUGCCCGCUGCAAACUAGAAGUGGAGUUGGCGCUUAAGGACGCCGAGAUCGAGGAUGUGAGACUGCAGUACGAGGAGGCCAGAAGUUCCAACGAGGAGGUGUUGAAAGCAGAGAUGACUGCUCAAACGGCCGCCCUGCAGACGCAGACGGACACGCUGAACCAGCAGCUCCAGCAGAAGAACGAGGAGUACGAGGUGGGCCUGGCCGAGCUUCGAGCGCUCAUGAGGUUGGAGAAAGACCACUGCAUCUCUGAACUGGUGGAUCGGCACGAGGAGGAGAGCACGUUGCUCCGCCACGAGUUUUCCGCACUCAAACAGAAGUCACAGGAUGCGGAGAAGGACUGUGAGGAACGGGUUCAAAAGAUCCACCAGGACUUUGAGAGCCAGCUUCAUGCCUUGCGGAAGGUAAAGGAGGAUGAGCUGAAGGCUUUCCAAGUGAAAGAACAAGAUCUGAGGAGUGUUGUCGGGGACCUGCAGGCUGAGAACACACUGCUUUCUGGAAGACUGGAGCAGGAGAGGACGGAGGCCCAGCAGAGGGCGGAGCGGCAGAAAGAGGAGGCGGUCCAGGCUGCAUUACAAGAGGCCUUAAGAGACUUUCGACUCCAAAAAGAGGAGAUUGAGAAAAGACUGUUAGGAAAAAUGGAACUACUUGAAAAUCAGCUUAGAGACAGACAAUCCACUGAGACAGUGGCAUCUUCUGUAGAGGUUGGUGUGGACGCCAGCAGUGAGUUCCCUCGGGACAGCGGCCAGUGGUCAGAGGAGAAGGCGUCUCUCUUGGCCAAACUAGAGCUCUUGGAACGCACAAAGAAUGAAGAGAUGCAGAACGUGAAGACCUCGCUUAUUGCUGAGCAGCAGACUAACUUCAACACUGUUCUGACACGAGAGAGGCUGAAGAAAGAGCAAAUCGUCUAUGAACUGACCGAGAAGCUCAACAACGUCAUGCAGCAACAAGAAAAGGAUAAAGGUCUGAUUGAGACACUUUCCGAGGACCGUGCCACCAUCCUGCAAGAGAAGAAACAGUUGGAGGAGGAGCUUAACCGCUUACGAAACACCGUCCUCGUGUCUUCAUCCUACUUUCCGCCCAAUCCCACCCCCAUCGUCACAGAGGCCCACGGCGCCUGUGGCCCCGCCCAUGCGGACGUCCUCUCUCCCUCCGUCCCUGACUCGGAGAGGCUGGCGUCCAUGGCUGCGUUUAAGGACGAGGAGCGGGUGGAGUCAGCCGUGGAGGCCAGCAUGAUGACAGUGCAGGACAACCCUAUGCUAUCUGAAGAAAAACAGCGCAUUCUGAUUUUGGAAAGGACCUUACAUAUGAAGGAGGAGGAGAACAAAAGACUUAGUCAAAGACUGAUGUCACAGAGUAUGUCGUCCGUAUCAUCGAGGCACUCUGAGAAAAUCGCCAUCCGAGAUUUUCAGGUGGGCGACUUGGUUCUCAUCAUUCUGGACGAGAGGCACGAUAAUUAUGUUCUCUUUACUGUUGGACCCACCCUUUAUUUCCUGCAUUCAGAGUCGCUCACAGCCCUGGACCUCAAGCCAGCGACAGGAGCCACACGGCGGCCGUGGGUUUUAGGAAAAGUCAUGGAGAAGGAAUAUUGCCAAGCCAAAAAGGCCCAAAACCGGUUCAAAGUUCCUCUUGGCACCAAAUUCUACAGAGUAAAAGCCGUACCGUGGAACAAGAAAGUGUAAUCUUGUAAACGUAUCAUAUUGUAAUGAGCUCGCUCUGUUUUUAGUGUUUUUAUUUAACAGACUCGCUCAUCCUUAAUUGUUUUGUCAAUAUCAUCCCCUUAUUGUUUUGCCUCUGGCGCAGCCCAUUUUAUCUCAUUUUUUUACACGCAGAGGAUUUGUAAAUGUGGACCAAAUAAUAAUAACUUUAUUGGGGCUUUGCCCUGCCUAUGAUGGCUCCAGAGCCGGUGCAAGAAGUCUGUAAAACCUAAAACAAAACAUAUUUGGAUGUAACAUAUUAGUUCAUCAUCUUUAUGAAUAUUAUGGGGGGGAGCACUAUCACGAUCAGCUUAAUUACUUCAGAAGGUUAUGAAAAUAUACAGUUAAUGUAAAUGUUACCAGAGGAAUGGUUAUGGCAUGCAUAUAGAUAUAUUUUCUUUAAUUUACUCGACUGGAUAUGCGUUGUAGUCGGAGAAAUGGGAGUUAAACACUGCUGAUUGUUACUCACAGUAUGACCCGCCUGUCUAUCAUGACGUAUGUUUGGACACAUCUCGCAAUCCUUCAGAUGCACUUUCAGAAAAGAAAGAGAAAAACAAGCGCCGGAAGAAAAGCAGCACAUAUCUUCUCUCUGUCGUAGGAUGUUGAGCUAUAGAAAGUAAUAUUUCAUGUUUGUGAAUGUGUGUCUUUAUUGAAUUUAACAACGACAUUGUAUAUUAUCCAUCAAAUCACACCAAGUAACAACAACAUGACUGUAUUGUAAAAGAAUUCAGAGUUUUCAAAACAAUAAAGGUUUGAACCCAAACUCCUGGCUGUCAAUUGCAUUCCACAAUCCACACGUCUGCCGUCCACUGGGGAAGUGUUCGCUUGCUCAAAUAAAAUAAAACCGU